Molecule: messenger RNA, 822 nt
Organism: Acanthoscelides obtectus
Lineage: Eukaryota; Metazoa; Arthropoda; Insecta; Coleoptera; Chrysomelidae
Source: the annotation of a GenBank genome assembly
AUGGAACUCAACCGAGAACAUUUUCGCGCCAUAAUUUAUUCCAACUUUCAGAGACAAUUAUCGCAACAAGAAUGCCUUGCUGAGUUACUGUCUGUUUUCUGCAACGAAGCGCCACAUCAGUCGACAAUUUCCCUCACCCAGGAAAACGUCGAUGCUGUGCGCAAACUCAUCAUUGAAGAUAGACAUGUGACAUAUCGCGAGACUGAGGUGUCCUUGAAGAUCUCAAAGACCUCAAUUCAAAAAAUUUUACAUGAAGAAUUAGGAGUAAGAAAAUUAGUUUCUCGUUGGAUACCCAACUUGUUGACUGAAGACCAGAACGCAGCCAAGGUUAAUUGGUGUCAAAAAACGCUUGACCGUUUCAAUUCCGGAAACUCAAAAAAUGUGUACAGCAUUGUUAGUGGUGAUGAAUCGUGGAUUUAUUGUGAAGAAAAGCCAACAAAAGUCAUCCGUUCUCGAAGUAUUUCGAAAAAGAUGGUCGCGACAUUUGUGUCAAAAGCGGGUCAUAUUGCAACAAUUCCUCUUAAUGAGCAAAUAACUUUUACUGCGGAUUGGUAUACCACCAUUUGUUUGCCAAAAGUCAUCACCGGCGAGCUUCGAAAAAUCAACCCCGAAAGAAGAAUCAUCCUCCACCAAGACAAUGCAAGCUCGCACACAGCCCUAAAAACAAGGCAGUGUUUAAAGGAAGAAAACGUGGAAUUAUUGGACCAUCUCCAUAUAUCACCAGAAGAAGCAGUUGACGCAUUCAAAAAUGCCUGCUUCGAAAAUUGGUUCGAGCGCAUGCAGAUGUGUAUUAAUGUUCGUGGAAAAUACUUCGAAAAAUAA